Messenger RNA from Diaporthe amygdali, 1023 nucleotides. Its product is annotated as alcohol dehydrogenase. Gene Ontology annotation, molecular function: zinc ion binding; oxidoreductase activity. The transcript has 6 exons. The record is from RefSeq and is a predicted model, not a curated record. NCBI's taxonomy places the organism in Eukaryota, Fungi, Ascomycota, Sordariomycetes, Diaporthales, Diaporthaceae. Bases 1 to 1023 code for a protein of 340 amino acids.
AUGGCUCUCCCUAAGACAUACAAGCAGGCAGUUUUCAAGGAGAAGGGGGCGGCUCUCACUCUGGAGGAUGUCGAGCUCAAACAUCCUGGUGCGGGCGAGCUGCUGGUGAAGGUGGAGGCUUGCGGUGUGUGCUUUUCCGACAUGUUCGCCCAGCAGAACAUCAUGGGCGGUGGUUUCCCCCUGGUUCCCGGACACGAGAUAAUCGGGCGCGUUGCUGAGGUGGGCGCAAAUGUGUCGGGUUGGAAGGUCGGUGACCGUGUCGGUGCUGGGUGGCACGGCGGACACGACGGCUCCUGCCAUGCAUGCAAGAAGGGGUGGCACCAGAUGUGCGACAACCAAGUCAUCAACGGCGAGACCAAGUCAGGGGGUUACGCCGAAUACGCUAUUCUUCGCUCCGAGGCGACUGCCUCUAUUCCUGAGCAUAUCGAUGCGGCCAAAUACGCGCCCAUCCUGUGCGCGGGCAUGACGUGCUUCAACAGCAUGCGCCACAUGGACGUGAGCCCCGGCGACACAGUUGCCGUUCAAGGGCUCGGCGGCCUGGGCCAUCUGGCCAUCCAGUACGCCCGCCGAAUGGGCUUUCGCGUCGUGGCAAUCUCGCGCGGAGCCGGCAAGGAAGAGUUUGCCCGCCAGCUGGGGGCGCAUGAGUACAUCGACACCGAGAAGACGCCAGACGCCGGUGCCGCACUGCAGAGACUCGGCAGCGCCAAGCUGAUCGUGACGACGUCGCCCACGGGACAGGGUAUGCCGGACCUCCUGAAGGGUCUGGGCCUGCUAGGCAAGCUGCUGAUCCUCUCCGUGCCGGGCGAGAUCCCAAUAAACACAGGUGCCUUGCUGCGAUACGGUCUAUCUGUCCAAUCCUGGCCGUGUGGCCAUGCCACCGACUCCGAAGACGCCAUUCGUUUUACUGAGCUCGAGAACAUCGACUGCAUGAUUGAGAAGUUCCCGCUCUCAAAAGCUAAUGAGGCUUUCAACGCAAUGCUGGAGGGCAAGGUCCGCUUCAGGGCUGUCAUCACCAUGGAAUGA